UGGGUAGCAGCGAGGAUCCGCCAGGGCUGCGGGCGACGGCUUCAGCCGCACGGCGGGCUGGCCAGGGCUGCGCGCCCGCCUCCGACUCUCAGCAAAAGUGUCUCUGGCCAGGAGGAGCUGAAGUUCUGCAGGACAUCGGUCCGCCCGGGGACUUUGGAUACGGACCUCCUCUACAGUGGUGAGGUCACACCCCUUGGAGCCCUCCCUCUUCCCACCCCUCCCGCUCCCGGGUCUCCUUUGGCCUGGGGUAACCCGAGGUACAGAGGACAGAGAAUGAGGCGAUUGCGGAGGAUGGAGAAAUAGCCCCGGGUCCCGUGGAAAAUGAGGCCGGCGGACCUGCUGCAGCUGGUGCUGCUGCUCGCCCUGCCCAGGGGCCUGGGCAGAAAGGGGUGUUCGUCUCUACCCUGCCAGUGCCAUCAGGAGGAGGACUUCAGAGUCACCUGCAAGGAUAUUCAACGCAUCCCCAGCUUACCGCCCAGUACGCAGACUCUGCGGCUUUUUGAGACUCACCUGAGAACUAUUCCAAGUCAUGCAUUUUCUAAUCUGCCCAAUAUUUCCAGAAUCUACUUAUCUAUAGAUGCAACUCUGCAGCAGCUGGAAUCACACUCCUUCUACAAUUUGAGUAAAGUGACUCACAUAGAAAUUCGGAACGCCAGGAGCUUAACUUACAUAGACCCUGAUGCCCUCAAAGAGCUCCCCCUCCUAAAGUUUCUUGGCAUUUUCAACACUGGACUUAAAAUGUUCCCUGACCUGACCAAAGUUUAUUCCAUUGACAUAUUCUUUAUACUUGAAAUCACAGACAACCCUUACUUGACAUCAAUCCCUGUGAAUGCUUUUCAGGGACUAUGCAAUGAAACUUUGACACUGAAGCUAUACAACAAUGGCUUCACUUCAAUCCAAGGACACGCUUUCAAUGGGACAAAGCUGGAUGCUGUUUACCUAAACAAGAAUAAAUACCUGACAGUUAUUGACAAAGAUGCAUUUGGAGGAGUAUACAGUGGACCAACCUUGCUGGACGUGUCUCAUACCAGUGUCACUGCCCUUCCAUCCAAAGGCCUGGAGCACCUGAAGGAACUGAUAGCAAGAAACACUUGGACUCUUAAGAAACUUCCACUUUCCUUGAGUUUCCUUCACCUUACACGGGCUGACCUUUCUUAUCCAAGCCACUGCUGUGCUUUUAAGAAUCAGAAGAAAAUCAGAGGAAUCCUUGAGUCUUUGAUGUGUAAUGAGAGCAAUAUACAGAGCUUGCGCCAGAGAAAAUCUGUGAAUGCCUUGAAUAGCGCCUUCUACCAGGAAUAUGAAGAGAAUCUGGGUGACAACAGUGUUGGGUACAAGGAAAAGUCCAAGUUCCAGGAUACUUCUAGCAACGCUCAUUAUUAUGUCUUCUUUGAAGAACAAGAGGAUGAGAUCAUUGGUUUUGGCCAGGAACUCAAAAACCCCCAGGAAGAGACCCUACAAGCUUUUGAUAGCCAUUAUGACUACACUGUGUGUGGGAACAAUGAAGACAUGGUGUGUACCCCCAAGUCGGAUGAGUUCAACCCAUGUGAAGACAUAAUGGGCUACAGCUUCCUGAGAAUUGUGGUGUGGUUUGUUAGUCUGCUGGCUCUCCUGGGCAAUGUCUUCGUUCUGCUUAUUCUCCUCACCAGCCGCUACAAAUUGAAUGUCCCCCGCUUUCUCAUGUGCAACCUGGCCUUUGCAGAUUUCUGCAUGGGGAUGUACCUACUCCUCAUUGCCUCUGUAGACCUCUACACUCACUCUGAGUACUACAAUCAUGCCAUUGACUGGCAGACAGGCCCUGGGUGCAACACAGCUGGUUUCUUCACUGUCUUUGCAAGCGAGCUGUCUGUGUACACACUGACGGUCAUCACCCUGGAGCGCUGGUAUGCCAUCACCUUCGCCAUGCGCCUGGAUCGGAAGAUCCGCCUCAGGCACGCAUGUGCCAUCAUGUUUGGGGGCUGGGUUUGCUGCUUCCUUCUUGCCCUGCUCCCUUUGGUGGGAAUAAGUAGCUAUGCCAAAGUCAGCAUCUGCCUGCCCAUGGACACUGAGACGCCUCUGGCUCUGGCAUAUAUUGUUUUUGUUCUUACACUCAACAUAGUUGCCUUCGUCAUUGUCUGCUCCUGUUAUGUGAAGAUUUACAUCACAGUCCGAAAUCCACAGUACAACCCAGGGGACAAAGAUACCAAAAUUGCCAAGAGGAUGGCUGUGUUGAUCUUCACUGACUUCAUGUGCAUGGCCCCAAUCUCGUUCUACGCUCUGUCAGCAAUUCUGAACAAGCCUCUCAUCACUGUUAGCAACUCCAAAAUCUUGCUGGUCCUCUUCUAUCCACUUAACUCCUGUGCCAAUCCAUUCCUCUACGCUAUUUUCACCAAGGCCUUCCAGAGGGAUGUGUUCAUCCUACUCAGCAAGUUUGGCAUCUGUAAACGUCAGGCUCAGGCAUACCGGGAGCAGAGGGUUCCUCCAAAGAACAGCACUGAUGUUCGGGUUCAAAAGGUUACCCAGGACAUGAGGCAGAGUCUCCCCAACAUGCAAGAUGUCUAUGAACUGCUUGAAAACUCCCAUCUAACCCCAAAGAAGCGGGACCAAAUCUCGGAAGAGUAUAUGCAAACAGUUUUGUAAGCUGACACUACACUAACCACAACGGUGGGGGAACUUACAAAAGAAUCGUUUUUUAAAUAUGCAUUCUAAUCCCAUGACACCCCCAACACCCAUCUGCCCUCACUCCUGUGCACGUAGUAUUUCAAUGUUUCAUGGGGCAAGAGUUUAUCUCUGGAGAGUGAUUAGUAUUAACCUAAUCAUUGUCUCCAAGAAGGAAGUUAGGCCACCAGAAUGUUUGAAUCCCAGGUGAAAUCAAAAUACUCUUCUUUGUGGAAGAAUUUCUUGAUGUUAAGUCCAGAGAUGACGUUGUGUAGGAUGUUCAGUAACUAUUAACUGAGCCAUGUCAAUAUACAGCUUCUCAGUUUUGUAUAGCAUUUCAUACUAAAGAUUCAGCAAAUGGAAAAUGCUAUUAAUUUGGUUGGUGACCACAAGAUAAAAUCAGUCCCAUGUUGGCUCAGUUUGACUUGAUAUUCUGAUGCAAGGAGAAUUUGAUUUUCUUAAAACUGAAA
Messenger RNA from Saimiri boliviensis boliviensis (Bolivian squirrel monkey), 3104 nucleotides. Lineage: Eukaryota; Metazoa; Chordata; Mammalia; Primates; Cebidae. The record is from RefSeq and is a predicted model, not a curated record.